Messenger RNA from Lymnaea stagnalis (great pond snail), 20209 nucleotides. The record is from the annotation of a GenBank genome assembly. Lineage: Eukaryota; Metazoa; Mollusca; Gastropoda; Lymnaeidae.
AACACAGCAUUGCUGGAGUGAAACUACUUAUGCGCCAAUUUCAGUGAUGGUGAUGGCAACAAAACCUUGUCAUCUAAAUAUGGUUAAAAGGGAUCCUGGACAAAAUUGGGUUGAUGCUAUCAAGGGGGACUUUGGAUAACGUGUGUCAUACUAGAAUGCUGAGCAAGAAAUUUUUUUUUAUUCAAGCGGUAAUUGAAAAUUCUUUAAAAAAUUGUGAUUUUGACGAGAGCACCUGAGUGAAGUUUGAGACUGUGAAAUCAUGUUGCUGGUGCAUUCAAAAGUUCAAUAGUAUUCUAAACCAACAUGUCCAUGUUUGCUGAAAAAAAAAACUAAUUAAAAGAACUUCAUUUUCAUAAUAAACUUAAAAUUUGUCCCUUUUAAAGUUUAAAAUUGAUUUUUUUUUUCAAUUGUUUUCUUACGAAUAAUCCUAAAAUCACAGCUAAUAUACAAGCUGUAGUGAUAAAAUUAGGUGUGUAGCUUCAUUUAUCUAUUUUGUGGGUUAUGGGCUAUUCAAAAGUCAAUUUGGUCAAUUACUUUAAAAAAAAUAUAUUUUUGUUAUUUUCCUUGUAUGAUAAAUUAUAAGCGUUUUCAGCCGAGUCAAAUUAAAAAAAAAUUUUUUUUUAAGUUUUGAAAAGUUUGAAAGAAAUUAAACUAGCUCAGUACCUCUAAAUAUACUUGAAGUUCAUGAAUCAAUUUUUUAAGCAGUAUGUAAGUUUUAUUUUUUGAAUUUUAAAACUCUAGGAAUAGGUGUUAUUUUCAAGAUGCCAGCCAUUGUUCAGUCUAUAUAUCUCUAUGUCUAUGUUUAGACCCCAUUUAGACCCCAUAUAAACCUUAUUUAUAUCCAAAUAGACGCAAAAAGACACCAUAUAGACCCCAUAUAGAGCCCAUUUUCACACCCUAUAGACCCUAUGUAGACCACAUAUAGGCCCCAUAUAGACGCCAAAGUGCUACAAAGUGAUUUUCGAUUAACUAAGACGACCAUUUUAAAUCAAAUCAUCAUUUAUAAAGGCCACAAAAUUACCGCCCAUCACAGCCUUCAAAACUUCCUUUAAAAACAACAAUCAAAUAGACACAGGCAACAUCCACAUUUUUUGUUGUUUUUUUUUUUUCAACUGAAGGCAUUCUACUAUGAUUCUACCCAAGACCAAUUUCAAAUAGGGGGGAAAAAAAUCUAUUUAUUUUUAAAUUUAAUAAUCAAUAAAAUCAUUGGGACUACUUUUGUUACCUGCAUAACAAAUCAGGAGUUACGGCCCUUGGUUCCACCCCGCCACGGAUAUCAACACCCGUUCAAUAAAACUGGCUACAGACUGCAACAAUUCAAUCCGAAAUGUUGUACUACGAAUGGAGGGCGUCACACGCUUAGCAGACUAUGACUUUAUAAGGCUCAGCGGUUCUAAAAUUGGGACAACGUUGUAGUUUUGAAAAGUUUUUUGAGUUAUAAGGUCCUUUCAAUUUUUUUAUAUUACCUGGAAUGUUGAACGUUCUGGAAAUUUUAAUAAUUAUGAAAUCCUCUAAAAACGUGUAAGUGGCUUAAGGUUGACCACACUUCUCGGCAGUUGCUUAACUUAAAACACAUGCCAACCACAUGUCAACCACAUGCAAACAACAUGCCAGCCACAUGUCAACCACAUGCCAACCACAUGCCAACCACAUGCCAACCACAUGCCAACCAAAUGCCAACCACAUGCCAACCACAUGCCAACCACAUGCCAACCACAUGCCAACCACAUGCCAACCACAUGCCAACCACAUGCCAACCACAUGCCAACCACACGCCAACCACAUGCUAACCACAUGCCAGCCACAUGUCAACCACAUGCCAACCACAUGCCAACCACAUGCCAACCACAUGCCAACCACAUGCCAACCACAUGCCAACCACAUGCCAACCACAUGCCAACCAAAUGCCAACCACAUGCCAACCACAUGCCAACCACAUACCAACUACAUGCCAACCACAUGCCAACCACAUGCCAAGCGGUGUGAAAUGGCGCCGAAACAUGCCAACCACAUGCCAACCACAUGCCAACCACAUGCCAACCACAUGCCAACCACAUGCCAACCACAUGCCAGCCACAUGUCAACCACAUGCCAACCACAUGCCAACCAAAUGCCAACCACAUGCCAACCACAUGCCAACCACAUGCCAACCAAAUGCCAACCAAAUGCCAACCAAAUGCCAACCACAUGCCAACCACAUGCCAACCACAUACCAACUACAUGCCAACCACAUGCCAACCACAUGCCAAGCGGUGUGAAAUGGCGCCGACCCUCCCACACGUUUAUAAUUUAAUAAUGUUAGUAGCAAACAUUUUUGUUUUUAAAAAAUCACCCACGACGGUAAAAUUCAACCCCCCCCCCCCCCCCCCCCCCCCACCCCCCCCUCUAUUUUCGAUGUCAGCCCUUGAAAAACCACCCUGAACAAAUAAGUUAAAGGCCAUGGUGUACACUUUAUAAACAAAAUUGUGAAGACCCAGGAGUGACGUAGUAGAUCGAGGUAACAGAGCGUGACUUUAACUUGGUUAAUAUUGAAAUAACAUGUUCUUCUUCUUAGUGAUCAUUUACCUUUCAAACUUCAUAGGUUAAAUUGGAAAUAAACGGCCUGUUUUAUAGUGAGGUCUUACCAGUCAAACUUUCAUGGGUUAAUAUUGAAAUGAACUGUUUAUUUGACAGUUAGAUCUUACCAUUCAAACGUCACUAGCUGGGCUGCCAUUGAAAAGUUUUGGAACAAUAUUUGAUUGAUUUUUCACCUUAUUGGCGUAAAAAAAUCACAGAGAAUCGAUUGCAACUGCUAGGAUAAUGGAAUUGGUUUUCACAUUCGACUGUUGAGGAUAUCAAAAGCAACGUGAAUGAAGUUUCGGUGGCGGCUGCUGUUGAGUGUCGGCGUGUGUUUCAGCUGCGUGUACACACUCACAUUCCUUACAUCCGUGUAAGUAGGCACUACACAUUCCUUACAUUUGUAUGUAAGUGGGUGUGAUGGACGUAUGUACAAAGUGUUAUCUACUGUGUGAUUAAUAGAGACGUGACUGGAAAUGAAAAUUUUAAGUAAGUAAAUCUGUUUGUGUGAAUCUGUUUGUGUGAAUCUGAUUGCAGGAAUCUGUUUGUGUUGAAUCUGUUUUGUAUGAAUCUGUUUGUGUGAAACUUUUGUGUGAAUUUGUUUGUAGGAGUCGGUUUCUGUGAAUCCGUUUGCAUGAAUCUAUUUGUAUGAAUCUGUUUGUGAGAAUCUGUUUGUGUGAGUCUGUUUGUAUGACUUUGUUAGUGUGAAUCUGUUUGCGUGAAUCUGUGUGUGUGACUCUGUUAUCCAAUGCAUCGCCACACAAAAUAAUCUUAACGAGAAACAUAGAUUUAUUACGGUAAAUACUAUUUUAUAAAAAGAAUAUCCAGUAUCCAGCAUCCAGUAAUCCAGUAAUUUUUCAUCCCUCUUUAACAACAUCCUUAUAAAGAUCUACCAUUGAUGAAACGGUGACAAUAGAAAUGUUUUGAUUCUUACAAUUGAAUGAAUUUUUUUUAAAUAAGUCAAGCCGUCCCGACCAAUCCUAAGUGAACUUUUGAAACGUUCAUUUGUAUUUGUGUAAGUAACAUGAACACGUUCACUAGAUACAACAAAAAAAAAAAAAACCCACUGAAAUAUCAAAUGUUAAAUAAAUAUAUCAAGAAAUAUAAUCAAAUGAUCGGCGCGGUAGAGCCACACGAAGGACCAAGGGGAAAUGCUUGAAGUCUAACGUCAUUGAAAAUAUAUGACGAGCUCGCUGCACUGUCCGGUAGCCAGGCAGGAGGAAAAUCACAGUCGGUUUCUGUCCACACUCGCCUUCGGUAGUUAAGGUUGCUGGGAGGUUGAGUGGUCCAAACUGAGCAAAUCGGAGUUCAAUUCCAGCCAAAAGCCCAGUCAAGCAAAAACUUCACCAGCACCAUCGGGUAGAUGGGACCCGUUAAACUUGGAUGGCAACUCAUCUAAGAGAAGGAAACUCUGAAUUCAAUCCCAGAGAUGGAUUCCCGUAGGUGGAUAACAUUGGUACAAUGAAACAUUCGAACAACUCCUGCGACAUCAUCCAAAUGAUGUUCCCUAGGGUUAUUUUUAUCGGACCCCCCCCCCCCGCCCCAUUUCGGUCAUAACUAAAACGCGGCGCCCUCUAUUAACUUAAAUGAAAAAUGGUUACAGUUAAUGUACUGAGUUGUAGUAGUUUUGGUAAUGGAUUCCCGUAGGUGGAUAACAAUGGUACAAUGAAACAUUCGAACAACUCCUGCGACAUCAUCCAAAUGAUGUUCCCUAGGGUUAUUUUUAUCCGACCCCCCCCCCCCGCCCCAUUUCGGUCAUAACUAAAACGCGGCGCCCUCUAUUAACUUAAAUGAAAAAUGGUUACAGUUAAUGUACUGAGUUGUAGUAGUUUUGGUGUUCGAAAAAUAAUUACAAGCCAUUUUUCACACGUUUCUAGGAGGAAACUAAAUUAAAUCUAGAGUGUUUGUAUGGUUCUACGGGGAUUAUAUUAUAGGAUCUAAAUGCUUAUUGAAUUGUUAGUUUAGUUCUCUUCAUUUAUAUGCUUUCUUGCUGAUUUUCUGUGUCACCGAGUCAUCUUGUAUACAUUUCUUAAAGUGUCUAGAUUAUUCUAGAAGCUUCGUUUUUUCCCCCCAGAAGUAUUUUUAAAAUGCCCUAAACAUGUUUAUUUUGUCUGAUUGACUUUCAAUGACUGUUCGGGAAUGUUCUGGAAUAAGAAUGAAAGAUAAUUUUUGACGUUUCUUUGAAAGUUCCAAAUUGUUUGUCUCUUAUUAUUGCCCAGCCUAUAUGCGUAAAUGGAGGCUUAGAUUACAGUAUACACUUCUACGCAUAUUGAUGUAUUGACCUACACUGACCCUUGAGUGACGUCUGCAGAUCUCGUAGCGUUUCAUUGGUUGCUCGUUCCCGAUAACAAUCAUCGCUGACAACAACAUUUCUAGCACAGACAGGUCAUUCAAGACUUUUAUAGCACAGACAGGUCACCCAAGACUUCUAUAGCAUAGACAGGUCACCCAAGACUUUUAUAGCACAGACAGGUCACCCAAGACUUUUAUAGCACAGACAGGUCACUCAAGACUUUUAUAGCACAUACAGGUCACCUAAGACUUUUAUAGCACAGACAGGUCACCCAAGACUUUUAUAGCCCAGACAGGUCACUCAAGACUUUUAUAGCACAGACAGGUCACUCAAGACUUUUAUAGCACAGACAGGUCACUCAAGACUUUUAUAGCACAGACAGGUCACCCAAGACUUUUAUAGCACAGACAGGUCACUCAAGACUUUUAUAGCACAGACAGGUCACUCAAGACUUUUAUAUCACAGACAGGUCACCCAAGACUUUUAUAGCACAGACAGGUCACUCAAGACUUUUAUAGCACAGACAGGUCACCCAAGACUUUUAUAGCAAAGACAGGUCACUCAAGACUUUUAUAGCACAGACAGGUCACCCAAGACUUUUAUAGCAUAGACAGGUCACCCAAGACUUUUAUAGCACAGACAGGUCACUCAAGACUUUUAUAGCACAGACAGGUCACUCAAGACUUUUAUAGCACAGACAGGUCACUCAAGACUUUUAUAGCACAGACAGGUCACCCAAGACUUUUAUAGCACAGACAGGUCACCCAAGACUUUUAUAGCACAGACAGGUCACCCAAGACUUUUAUAGCACAGACAGGUCACCCAAGAAUUUUAUAGCACAGACUGGUCACCAAAGACUUUUAUAGCACAGACUGGUCACCCAAGACUCUCUCAUUUAAAGACGAUUUCUUUCGAAAGUACAAUAAAAGAUAGAAAAUAGUUUUCUUAAAAUUCUGUACACAAAGAAAGUCUGUUCAGAAAAUAUGUACAACAUUAGCGUUUUAUUGGUUGCUCGUUCCCGAUAACAAUCAUCGCUGACAACAACAUUUCUAGCACAGACAGGUCACUCAAGACUUUUAUAGCACAGACAGGUCACCCAAGACUUUUAUAGCACAGACAGGUCACCCAAGACUUUUAUAGCACAGACAGGUCACUCAAGACUUUUAUAGCACAGACAGGUCACUCAAGACUUUUAUAGCACAGACAGGUCACCCAAGACUUUUAUAGCACUCUGUCCAGUGAGUUCUGAAAAUUAGCACAGACAGGUCACUCAAGACUUUUAUAGCACAGACAGGUCACCCAAGACUUUUAUAGCACAGACAGGUCACUCAAGACUUUUAUAGCACAGACAGGUCACCCAAGACUUUUAUAGCAUAGACAGGUCACCCAAGACUUUUCUAGCACAGACAGGUCACUCAAGACUUUUAUAGCACAGAAAGGUCACCCAAGACUUUUAUAGCACAGACAGGUCACCCAAGACUCUUAUAGCACAAACAGGUCACCCAAGACUUUUAUAGCACAGACAGGUCACCCAAGACUUUUAUAGCACAGACAGGUCACCCAAGAUUUUUAUAGCACAGACAGGUCACCCAAGACUUUUAUAGCACAGACUGGUCACCCAUGACUUUUAUAGCACAGACUGGUCACCCAAGACUCUCUCCUUUAAAAACGAUUUCUUUUGAAAGUACAAUAAAAGAUAGAAGAUAGUUUUCUAAAAUUCUGUACACAAAGAAAGUCUGUUCAGAAAAUAUGUUCAACAUUAGAAAAAAUAAUAUAUAUUUAAAGUUGCAUCUACAUUUAAUCUGAAUCAUUUUGCUUCGUAGGGCGUCUUUCUGCCCUUGUUCACAUAUUUUCUUUAGGAAGUGUCUUUAAAAAAAAUUAUUUUCUACUUUUUAAUGUGCUUAAACUCGUCUUCGAAAGAAAGCCUUUAAAAAGAAAUAUUUACGAAAAAUAAUUAGAAAACCCCCUUGAAUAAUAUUAAUCUAUUAUUUUCAGAAUACAAUAUAACAGGAGACUAAAGCUUGGGCCGUUGAAUCAGACGUUAAGAGACCUUCAUUAUGAAGGAGGACCUAAGGUAACUAUGACGUUAGGAAGAUUAAUCAGGCCAGUGGCAGGGCCCAAAAGGUAGGAAUGGAAAGUCGGGCACUCAAAGAACGACGUGUGUGCCUUCCCAUCAGUAAGGGCUUUGGGAUCAAUCGUAAAAUGGUUUUGUAACACUCUUGUGCUACUUGUAACUGAAAUGUAAUCAGUGUUACUAUUGUGGCUUGAUUACGGUCCAAUACUUACUAAUUAUUAAUAUGAUGAACUGCUAUGAAAGCUGGAGACAACGCAAAGCAUUCAUCAUCAACAUUAAAUUUUAUUCACAUGGACACUGAAUAUUCACAAUAUAAAAUAGGUCUCCAAAGUGGAAUAAAAUAAUUAUCAUCACAUCAUAAACUUCAUACACUUUGUAAUCCAAAAAGAUGAAAGAUAGCUGUUCCGAUUCCAUGUGAUCUAUUCUUAAAUCAAUAUUCAAAUCCAUCUAUCCUUGUUCAAUCUAAUCUCUCAACUUCAUUUCUCUCCCUCUUUCUGCGCAUGACAUCCAAAAUCAUCAACACAAUUCGUAAAAUAACGAAACAAUGUAUAUUUCUAUGCAUAUGGAGCUGUUGCAGGCUUGAACAAAAACAAUUUGAAUUUUAAAAGUAUGCAAAUUUUUUAUAUAAAAUAAAAGUGAGGGGGAAACGUGUACAGGCGACACAGCCACGUUCGGACAACAAAGUCAGCUUCUGGCGACACAUCAACCGUCUGGCGACAAAUCCACCUUCUGGCGACACAUCCACCUUCUGGCAACACAUCCAUCUUCUGGCGACAAAUCCACCUUCUGGCAACACAUCCGCCUUCUGGCAACACAUCCACCUUCUGGUGACAAAUCCACCUUCUGGCAACACAUCCACAUUCUGGCAACACAUCCACCUUCUGGCGACACAUCCACCUUCUGGCGACACAUCCACCUUCUGGCGACACAGCAAUCUUCUUGCGACACAUCCACCUUCUGGCGACACAUCCACCUUCUGGCGACAAUCCGUCUUCUGGCGGCACACUUACCUUCUGGCAACACACCCACCUUCUGGCAACACAUUCACCUUCUGGUGACACAUCCACCUUCUGGCGACACAGCAAUCUUCUGGCGACACAUCCGACUUCUGGCGACACAUCCACCUUCUGGCGACGCAUCCACCUUCUGGCAACAGAUCCACCUUCUGGCAACACAUUCACCUUCUGGCGACACAGCAAGCUUCUGGCGAAACAGCCACCUUCUGGCGAAACAGCCACCUUCUGGCGACACAUCCACCUUCUUGAUUGUGGACCUUGAUUAGAAAUUAAAAUAUUUAAAUUUUCAUAUGAUGGUUUGUUGGUGUGCUCACUCCUAAUCCAGAUUUGAAUUUUGAUUAUUAUUUGGUCUCUAUGACUAAAAGGAGUUUAUUUUAAGAUUUAUUAUAAUUCCGCUGUAACUAAUAAAUCAUGCUGUUGAGGAAAUAUCAGCCAUCUUACUGUAGUAUAUAAUCAGUCAUCUAGCUGUAGUAUACAAUCAGUUAUCUAGCUGUAGCAUGUAAUCAGUCAUCUAGCUGUAGUAUGUAAUCAGUCAUCUAGCUGUAGUAUGUAAUGACUCAUCCAGCUGUAGUAUAUAAUCAGUCAUCGAACAGUACUAUACAAUCAGUCAUCUAACUGUGGACUAUAAUAAGUCAUCUAAUUGUAUUUUAUAAUAAGUCAUCUAACUGUAGAAUAUAAGUCAUCUAACUGUGGAAUAUAAUAAGUAACUAACUGUAGAAUAUAAUAAGUCCUCUAUUUGUAUUUUAUAAUUAGUCAUCUAAAUGUAAUUUCUAAUCAGUCAUCUAAUGUAGUAUAUAAUCAGUCAUCUAUCUGUACUAUAUAAUCAGUCAUCUAACUGUAGUAUAUAAUAGGUUAUCUAACUGUAGUAUAUAAUAGGUCAUCUAAUAAAUGUAGUAUAAUGUGCUCGAAAUUACUGAAGAAAUUGUAACCGUGACAAAUGAUUCAAUGCGGACAAUAAUACGAUGUCUUCUAUUCCUUUUAUUUAUCCUCUUGUCCAAGCAAUAAUUUAACGUUUGUUAAAAGAAGUUUUUUUUUAUUGUCCAUUUCCAGAGCCCGGCUGUUGUUUCACCAACCGGAAGUUACCUGGAAGACUUUCUGUUGUCUCGAGUCCAGCUAGCAGAGGCCCACAAUCUAACUCUCCAAGCUCUUCAAGGGGACGAGCUCUGCCAGGAGGUAGCUGCGAACCCUGCCUCGUUUUGGAUUAGUCAGCCCCAACCUGGCAACCACUACAACUCUAGCUUCACUGCUGACGUUGAUCAUGCCAGGAUGACUAAAGCUCUCAAGUACGUGCGACGGGCCAGGUUUGACAAUAAAGAUAUUUGACUAUUCCAGAAUGAAGUCACGUAUUCCUGGUCUGUACACUGGCAUGGACGCUGGCCACAAACAAACAGAGACCAUCCUCGACGUUGUAGAUUUAAAGGAGGGCCCAUAUGAACAGAACUCAAAACGAUGACACUCUCUUGCUUUACCCUUGUAAAUAAUUUGGCACUUGGAAGCUUCUUUUCCAUAAAUCCAAUGUAUUUUACUGAUCAUUUAUUUUGUUACAAAUUUGAGCAAUACAACUUGUUACAAUGAUACUCAGAAGUGUGCACGCACGUAAUCAUUUGAGCAUGUCACUGCAACGUCCCCUCAUCGAAAAACGAGAUAAAUGGAAGUUGGUUUGAAGUAAUAGAAAUAAAUUAUUGACUACUUCUUUUUGUUUGAUGUAUUCUUCGGUUUAGGCAAAAUUUUGAUUUAAAUGUUGGUUAAUUCGCCUGAGUAACAUCAUUCAGCGUUUUUCAUUGCCGCAGUUGGCUUACAGAUGUAAACAAACUUAAUUUAUUGAAUUUUAUUUUAUUUUUGAAUUUUAUUUUUGAAUUUCUUUAAACAAAUUUUAUGUGUAAUUAAAUUUAAUUUAUGUUAAGCAUGCCCAAAGCUAUUUUUUUUUUAAACUAAGAGAUUUGAUCUUUAAUGAAAUGUAUUUUAUGAUUGAAACCCAUUCUAGUUGCCGCGGUCAGUGGUUGCCAGAAUACUUGAAGACGCCGCCAGUAGCCGCAAUGUUCGACUUUGAGAAGGAAUAUUUGUCUGAUCCGCCAUUGAUAGAUGCAAAGUCAGUGUCGAGCAGCCUCCACUCAACCGCCGUAUUGUUGAAUACAAGGUACUUAGUGCAUCAGUCCUACUGUUAAACACAAUGUACUGAGUGCAUCAGCCCUACUGUUAAACACAAUGUACUGAGUGCAUCAGCCCUACUGUUAAACACAAGGUACUGAGUGCAACAGUCCUACUGUUGAUCACAAUGUACUGAGUGCAUCAGUCCUACUGUUAAACACAAUGUACUGAGUGCAUCAGUCCUACUGUUAAACACAAUGUACUGAGUGCAUCAGUCCUACUGUUAAACACAAUGUACUGACUUCAUCAGUCCUAAUGUGAAAUACAUGUUACCCAGUACCUUAUUUCAGCCAAUAUACAUGAUGCAUCCCACCAGGGACUUGAAUUGUUGAGAUCCUAAGGAGUAGAACACCCCUUAAAAAUCUACCUUUGACUUCAUUGGCGCGUCCUUAGUGUAGCACUGAUCUAGUAGAGCCACCAAGUCUUUUCAUUAACUUUAGGUUCCAAAAUGUAUUGAAAAAUGUCACUGAUUUCCACCCAAUAUUUACUCAUAACACAUACGUUAGUCAUUCACGAACAUGAAACACACGACACACAUGACACACAUGACACAUAGACACUAAAUAGAUUCUUUGAACUCGUCUAUUCACAAAAUGUUAAAGGCUCAUCUAGGAUUAUUUUUAUUGCGGAUCAUUUCAGCAAUUAUGCAUUGAGUUUAUUUUAAAUUUUAAAAUCAAUUUUUAACACGCCAUUUAUCUUUACGAGUUUCUACAAGUGUUUAUAAUGUGUGUACAGUUCAAAGUUUCAUGUUGGAGACACCAUCCGUAUCAAAGUUGUCAUCAAAGAUGGUUACGGGCGUCGAAAGACCAAGGGCGGUGACGAGAUUAGAGCGUGGAUACGAGAUCUCGAUCACGACAGCAAACUGUCAGCUCACGUGACCGAUUUCAGCAAUGGGACGUACUUGAUCACCUCCAUCCUACCCUGGCAGGGACGUCUGAAGUAAGCGGAACAUAAAAAUUCUUAAGAUACGUUUUAUUUAUUUUAAAUAAAAAUUAUAUUAUCUACCCAACCAACAAAAAAAAAAAGAAAAGGUUUUUACAUAGCCGUCUACUGGUAGCUUUUUCUCACUUGCAACUUCGAGGAAUUAAGUUUUCAGAUUUAUGUUUAUGAUCACUUUCGGUGAAGUUUCGGUUUCGAAACAGAAAAGUUAACGUUAAAGUUUAUUUUCUGUUUCGGCCGAAUUUGAUUGAGACUUUCGGCCGUCUAACAGAAGUUAGAGGUCACUCACUCUGUUGGCAGGCGAUCCGAUGUUCAUUAUUGCUCGACGUCUUGCUUUCAUCGUAUAAUGAAUGACUAAUCCUCUGUGAACACUGCUCACAGCUGCAUGAUGCCCUACUUGUCCAAAAUUUUCAAACACAAAAUUUCAAUUGAGCUUAGGCAAAGGUAAAUGCGUUUUGUGGGGAAAAAACUACGGGAAUGGUAAUAUUUAUAUAUAUAUAUAUAUGUUUUUUUUUUCAAAAAUAAAAUUUGGGAACCUUGACAAUUCGUCUAUUUGUGACAUUCAGUUUGAAUAAGAAGGUGAAAAAGAUUGUGGGGAAAAAAAUCUUUGGGAAUUGUAACAUUUCCAUUAUUAUUUUUGUUUCGAAUUUAAAAAAAAUAAAUGUAGGGUCCCUUAGGCAAAUUCAAUUCAUUCAUUUUUUGAAAUUCAUCAUUAUCAUGGUAAUAAACGUUGCUAUUGACAAAAUAACACAAGUGUGCAUAUAUUACUGUUUCGUAUAAUAAUUAUGAAGUAAACCUACUGCACACCUAUUUAUUCUUACGAUUUUGGCGUACAAUGUACUAUUUUGAGAUUCUUUUACGAUUCUACGCCGAGAUUUACCAGAACUAUGAUUUUAAGAGACCGAUAUAAACACCACCACCACCACCACCACCACCACCUCCACCACCACCAACACCACCACCUCCACCACCACCACCACCUCCCACCCCACCACCACCACCACCCACAAGCGUACAAUGUACUAUUUUGCGAUUCUUUUCCGAUUCUACGCCGAGAUUUUCCACAACUAUGAUUUUAAGAGACCGAUAUAAACACCACCACCACCACCACCACCACCACCUCCACCACCACCAACACCACCACCUCCACCACCACCACCACCUCCACCACCACCACCACCACCACCACCACCACCAAUGAGGGUGGAGAAGGUUGGUCGCUGAACGAAAUAAUGAAGUCCCAGCCCGGAAAGAUUAUAACGUGUUGUCACUAGGAUCAAUAUUACCACAGCUAUAUCUAGCGAGCUAUUUAUGAAAACACAAAAUAUUAGUCUGCCAAUAACUGCGAAACAAUUUGGUGGUAUUUUGUAUAGAAAUGUCUGAACUCUUGCAAGGAAGUCUCACACUCUGACAAAAUGUCGCCCCGGACAAAUCUUUUACGAAGUGAGCCCCCUAACCGACGCACACGUCAUUUAUAUAAUGCUAUGCCUUAACACCAAAGAUGUGACCCGAGGCUGUAGCCCCUUUUUGUAACCCAAAGGGUCGUAACUGCUUGCAGCAUAUGCAGUGCAUGAUCUUUUUUAUCUCUGUCACAGAGUGUUUGUAGAGCUGGCAUAUCCAAGAGAAUACUUCACCGCCCUGCUGACCAGUCACUUGCUCAUCAAAGCCUACCAACAAUCCAUCGGCGGAUUUUUCAAUACACAAGUAAAGACUUUUAAAAUAUAAAUGCACUCUAAUGGCACUUAUCUAAACUCGCACUUACAACAUACAUUUACUAAACUCGCCUCAAACCUUAUUUCUUUAACUCUUAAUUGCAUUGUAGCUUUAUUUGUAUGAGAAUACACGUAAGGACUUAUCAUUUGUUAAAGCCUUGCAUUCACAAAAUGAAAUAGUCGCUCAUAAUAAAUUUUGUGACAAAAGAGCCCCCACUCUAAAAAAAAAACCCCCCCCCCCAAAAAAAAAAUAGACCCCCCACCGAAAAAAACCCCAUAACAAAGCAACAAUAAGUCUUUAAAAAAAAAACCCCCCCCCCCCAAAAAAAAAAUAGACCCCCCACCGAAAAAAACCCCAUAACAAAGCAACAAUAAGUCUUUAUCUUUUACAAUUUAAUUAUUGUAUUUUUUUUUAGCUUGUUUGUUUUUUUUCACCCAUAAAAUUUCAAUGAUUCUAAAACAGGCGAGUGAAGGUACGCCAUGUUAUAACACUCCAGUGCUACCUGGGUAUGGACCUAGCCAGAUAUGCAAUGUGACGUCAUCUAACGGCGCCCCCUGGUACUGCGGACGACCCGCCAAGCCUGAGUUGAGCUGCAAAGAUUAUAAAUUUACCCGGCUCGUGGAUAACCAUAUGGCGCCACCAAUGUUGGAGUCUGAGAUGGCAGUUUUGAAAAUGAAAGGGUAACUGUCAAGAAAUAUGAACACGGCUAUUAGGUCUGCAGAGUGUAAGAAAAAAAAAUUAAUGAACAAAAUAAUAAGUUUGAAGACGUAUCAACCAAAAAAGAAAGUAAAUAAAGAAGCGUAUUGAAAAUUUAGUUAGCUUAAGUAAUAUUUAAAUUAAUAAGCAGUUUAAAGAUGGAUAAUUAAAACUAUUUCACAUUAGAUUUUGUAUCAUAAUCAUUUUGUAGCGCCUUCAUUUACUCCGGCCCCCUUACCAUGGGAAGUAGGCAAUCGAUGUUUCUCAAUUAUGAUCAGUCUAUAACAGACAGCUAAGUUGUCUUUCCAAGCAACUCCCAUUAAAUUAUAUCUCCAAGCGAAUCCCAUCAAGUAAUCUCUCUAAGCACUAACAUUAAGGUUAUCUCUUCAAGCUGCUUGCAUCAAAUUAUCUCUACAAGCCACUCCCAUACCUUGAGACAUUAUUUAUUGGCACUUGAUUAUUAUUAUUAUUAUUAUUAGGUGGUUUUAUAUAGCGCAGUGCCCCAACCUAAGGCUAGGGUCACUGCGCUUCACAUAAAAAUUAGCAAGUACAUUUAAAAACAACAAUUUGUGAAAAGCUUGACCUCACUACCUAAGUACUAUCUACCCCUGUCUAGCCCUGGACAGCAACCAGCAGAAUCGAGCGUUGUUGAUCAGUAAAAAAAGGAGGGGAUGAGAAUGAAUCGGUAUAGUACAGUUUGAAGAGAUGUGUCUUGAGGGCAGUUUUGAAGACUGUGCUGGUCGUUAUAUUGCGGAUGUAUAAUGGGAGAGAAUUCCAUUGUUUUGGAGCACAGAAAGAUAAAGAUCAUUAUUCACCAUAUGUUUUAGUGCGUGUUCUGGGAACAGAAACAAUACGCGUGUCUGCGGAGGAACGAAGCUUUCAAAAGGGUGAUUAAACAGUAAGAUAUGAAGAGCAGGAACCAGAGAAGAGGUUGUGACAGAGAAUGUAAUCAAAGCGUGCCUGUAUAGUUUGAGAUUAAAUUUGGUAGUUCUGCUUUACCGUUUUAUCCUGAUCAACUCAGCGAAUGCUUGCGAUUUCGGGACAGUAAAAGUUACUCCAAGUCGUACAAAAUCCAAAGAGGAAUAUUAUUUCAUGCACAUAAAAAAAUAAUAUAUAUGUAGGUGGGUAAUUAUUAAAGUAAAAGGCCCACCAGGGAAAGAUAAACUUGCAGUCAAAAUAUGAGAGUUUUUUGCGUCUUCUGUUGUUAUUUUCAGGUAUAUCUAGCCACGUCAUAAAAAACAUAAUGCAAAUUGAAAGGUUUGAUAAUUUUAAAAUUUUUUUUUCAGUGGGGGUCUUAUUGCAAGUAAAAGUAACAUGGUCAUUGAUGUAGCAGAAAGUAAGUCUUACUCCUUGUCAUCGACAGUACGUGUAUGGUAAGCUUUAGCCUAAUAGCAAGUUACACAUUUUAAAUACAUGAGAUUUGUCCGUUAGCAUUUCUAUAAAGAUGAACAAGACAAUGUGCCAUUAGUGUCAAAAGCAGUCAAAACAUUGUAUGCUGUCACAAAAUUGUAUGCUGUCACAAAAUUGUAUGCUGUCACAAAAUUGUAUGCUGUCGCAAAAUUGUAUGCUGUCGCAAAAGUGUAUGCUGUCGCAAUAUUGUAUGCUGUCACAAAAUUAAGGUGUAUCAUGUAAAAAAAAAAAGUGAAGUUCCAUUCUUAUCGUUUUUUUUCUCUACUAACCGAGCUAGGAAGAGAUCAUUCUUUUCUCCGAAUUAUUUUAAUUUUUUUGUCCACAGAAAUGACGGAUGCUAAAACGAAACUGGUGAGGUUGGCGUCAAAUGUUCCGUGCAGUCAAGUCUCAGCACGAGCCACGUGGGAACAAAACGAACCAACGGGGUAUUUUUACAAAAGUGAAUGGCAGUCCUUGUUGUGUCAGACAAAGCGAGGCUAUGACGUGGCCUGUCGACAAAAUACCGAGGUUAGAGCAGCGAUUUCAAGAAGAUAAUAUAUAUAUUUUUUUUUCAAUGCGGAGCCCCGCAGUCAAUACUAAUUUUUUCUCUCAAAAAAACAUGCAAUUAAUACGAAUGAAGCUGUAUUAUGCUUAACAGCGUAAGUCAGAAUGUUCAACAUAUAAGUGACUUUUUAGUCAUUAUAGUUCAUAGGUACUUAAUCUGACAUCUUUUCCCUGACAACAAGUACAUGUUCUAAGGACCCCAUAACCAGGCAAGUGAAGGCUACGGACCCGAUACAUUUUUUUAAGGCAUGGAAUGAAAUAAAAAAAAAAAAUCCAGCCACGCCCCCCCACCCCAUCUUUUCACUGGCUACAAGUUCAAACACAUUUAAUAGACUAUUUGAAACUCAGAGGAUGAUGUCAACUCUUGACAACCCCCCCCCACCACACACACCGAAUCAUUUAAAAUCCAGACCCUAAACCUUUAGCCAGCGUCUUGAGGUCAAACUGACAACCACAUUGUUAGCUAAUGAGUUAAGAAGCCAAUUAUAUAGCAAUACAAAACUAACUGUAAAACAUGCUUCAGCGAUGAAUGAACUGCGGAAAGUAUGUAUGUCCUAACAUUCACAUUUCUCACAGAUUUUACUAGUUGGCGACUCCAACGCACGUGCACACUACUACACCUUGGCCUCACGCUCCAGGUGCGAUCACGUCAUCAAGGCAGGCCAUGAGAAGUGGCACAAGCCACUAAUGUGUGCGAUAAGGAAAAACAACUUCACGCUGAAGUGGUUUCCACAUUCCCAGCCAUUCAGGACUUCCACUGUAAGUGAUUUCAUCCUUUACAUGCUAUAAUUACUUUAACUUUAAAUAAUUGUGCACAAAAAAGUUUGGGGGAGAGGUUCUGAAGUAAACAUAUCUGUUUAGUGUAACAGUAACAAAUAUUUGUUUUAAAAUUUUUACAGAAGAAAACGUAAAAAAAUUUACAGACUGCAGGUUUCCUAAAAUUUCAAAAAUCACGAUAAACUAAUUUGAUGCCAACAAAUGGAAAGAGAUGUCAAGUGAAGCUUGAUACAAUUUUAAGGAAGAAAUUAGCUUCGUAUCCCUAGUGUAUUAAUACAAUGUUGUUUGUCAAAGUGGUGAAAUGGUUUUGACAGAUGAAAUGGGUUCCUGAGAUUGUGUAGAGUGGAAGAAACGCGUUUCGGGCCAUAAAAAAUGCACGGCCAAAGGAAAGUGUUUGGGAAGUGAAAAGGUGGAAUGAGACGGUUGUUGUUGUUGUUUGUGUUCAGUCGGGAAAUCACCGAGACACAGUAUACACAUCAUUUGGAAGAACCACAGAUCGGCCCAGUGCGUUGACAUACGGCUCUACUGCUGAACGCCCCUUCAGACCUGUGUCCGCUCUUACAAAAGGGAUAUGUCCCUGGAUGCUGAUUUCCCCAGAUUGCUUUUCAAGUUUCUUAUGUUGACAACUCAAUCGACCCAGGAGAGUAAAAAACGCUUAAAGCGCCGCCUCGGCUAGUUAUUCUGAAUUUAGCUUUGAAAAUGCUAUAAAAUGAGGAAGAAACAUAACUUUGUGAAAGUCAACUGUCAGCUUCUUAAAUAUCCGAGGCCCCAUUAGAUCCACAGGGGUUGCAGGGCCCACGCAACGGCCCUGUUUACACCUCUAAUGGAUGGAAAACAUACAAUCAAAAAUAUUAGAAACAUACUUUUAGUUUCAUAAUAUUACAGAACUUUGCCUGGAAGACAUGGUCAGCUUAUGUAGUGUUCAUCCAGUGCUAGAUUAACGCAUGGCUUAGUGAGAAAAGUUAUUCCGGAACUGUGUUCAUCUACCCGUCAAUAAAAGCUAUAUGUCUUUAUCAAACUGUUUUCACCUGCAGGCGGAGUGGGUUGACCCUCUGCACGACUUGAUCCCUUCCAGCCUGGCCAUAGACAACAUUCCAUCCACUGGACGGCACAUCGUCAUCUUAGGCCACUACCUCCACUUCGUUGGUUUACACCUGAGCGCCUACGCCGAGCAGAUGGUCGCCAUCAGAGACGCGCUGUCCAGGGCGUUUAAGAGGAAUCCUAAUGUGGUAGCCAUUAUACUGGUGGGUCAAUGUUGAACAUUUUCCCCUUGAGACGUUGCGAUAGGGGGUGGUGGGGUGUUGGCAUUGCGCAACUAAUAAUAUGGACAAAAAAAGCUUUCAUCGUCGCUCUGUAUUAUCAUAUUAUUAUGAUUGUAUUAAAUGUUUCCUUUAAAAAACAACAACAACAAACUAAUAUAUCUUGAAAUGCUAAAGCUAAAUUGCUGAAACUUUAUUAGAAUAAGGGAUUCAAGUCUAAUAAAACUUUUUUUUUUUGAACAAUUUUUUAUUAUUUUAUUUUGAAAAUUACGUGAGGAUUGAAUGGACGACAUUCGAAAUAUUCUCACGACGCACUAACUUAAAGAGCUAACUUAUCCAUUUGUUAUAUUGAAAUAUUUAAAGGUGAUGUCCUCACCAUGGUUAAAAGUUACCAAUUGUCCUUUUUAUCGUAACCUCCUUAAAAAUUUUAACUAAAGUUUUUACGACACAAAUAUAUCAAUGAUCCUUCAGAAUUUGAGAGAUGACAAUGUUACUAGCGAUAAACUUGCCAGCAAAAUUAACUUAAAUAUUGACAUAGAAAUACAAUUUAGUUAGGCUCUUGACCUUUGUACGUGUUUUUGAAUUGGUCAUCAAUGUCCAUAAUAAUAAAUCUAAUAAUUAUGAUAAUAAUUAAAAAAUAAAAUAAAUACUAUAUACCAGUUUGCUUAUCAGUAGCCAUAAAAGUAAUUCCGCUUACAUUUUCCCAGGGUCCACACGUUCUCAUCAAAGACUCCAGCUACAGGCUGGGAGACAGCCUCAGAGGUUUCAUCAUCACCAUACAGAGGACCAUGUUCAAGGACUUGAGAGACCAGGUGUUCUACUUCCCCGUGUCAGACCUGUCCAUAGCUGUGAUAAACAGGGAGAUACAUCCGGCGUUUGAGACCAGAAAACAAAUCAACAGAUACUUGGUUGGACUUGUGUGUGAUAGGCUCGCAACUAAAAAAUAUUGACGUGUGUGUGACAAGCUAGCUGAUUAACAAUAUUGACUGUGUGUGACAAGCUGGGUGAUUAACAAUAUUGACGUGUGUGACAGGCUAGCUGAUUAACAAUAUUGACGUGUGUGUGACAGGAUGGCUGAUUAACAAUAUUGACGUGUGUGUGACAGGCUGGCUGAUUAACAAUAUUGACGUGUGUGUGACAAGCUGGCUGAUUAACAAUGUUGACGUGUGUUUGUAAGUCUAGCUAAUUAAAUAUUUUAAAGUGUGUGACAGUCCAGCUGAUUAAAUAUAUUGACGUAUGUGACAGUAUAGCUGAUUAACAAUAUUGACGUGUGGUAGGAUGGGGGUAAACAGAUGAAGAAUUGUGUGUGGAAGAUUGAAAUUUUGCCAAUGUUGAGUUAAGUCUGUAAGACUGAGUGCAAUAUUUUAUUGUGUGAUAAGUGGUAAGACUGAGUACAAUAUAUUAGUGUGUGAUAAGUGGUAAGACUGGGUACAAUAUAUUAUUGUGUGAUAAGUGGUAAGACUGAGUACAAUAUAUUAUGUGUGAUAAGUGGUAAGACUGAGUACAAUAUAUUAUUGUGUGAUAAGUGGUAAGACUGGGUACAAUAUAUUAUGGUGUGAUAAGUGGUAAGACUGAGAACAAUAUAAUAUGGUGUGAUAAGUGGUAAGACUGAGUACAAUAUAUUAUUGUGUGAUUAGUGAUAAGACUGAGUACAAUAUAUUAUGUUUGGUAAGUGGUAAGACUGAGUACAAUAUAUUAUUGUGUGAUAAGUGGUAAGACUGAGUACAAUAUAUUAUUGUGUGAUAAGUGGUAAGACUGACAUGUUUUCAGUACUUUUAAAGAACAUGCUGUCAAUUAAAUGGAGUUUAUAAAAAUAUUUUUUUCAUUUAUUUAAGUGUAGGUAAAUAAGCAUAUGAAUAUAGUAAUUAGUUUACCAAGGGAUAUCGACGAGUCGACUAUUAAAUGAAAGAAACAUUUGCCGACAGGACCGGAACACUAUAUAAGGUCAGAGACCUCAGUUAAGAAAUAAACAAAUGUAUAGGUUGAAUUAUUGUCAAAUAAAUUUAUCAUGCGUCACUACUAAUUGAUAUGCACCCGCAUACUCUCUACGCCCCUGAGCAAUCUUAAUAUCCUAAUGCUCCACCUGCUUUGACACCGCAGAUAUGUUACACCAACUGUUUAUUUAAAUCAAAAGAAAACAUGACUCACCAAACGCACUUGAAAUAUUUUUACGAAUAUUCAUUCGAGCCGUUAUCGGGAAUUUUAUUUCGUUAAAUCAGUGGCAGUUGGUUGCGUUAAAACUGAUUUUUGGGGGGAUGGUAAGUGGUGCUGAAAAUUUGAGAACAUGUGUUGUCAUGGGCUAUGAGUGUAUGUGUCAGAGCCUCAGCUCGAAAGGAUGACGGGAAGUGGGUCAUUUAGCCGUCCGGAUAUUUCGCCUCAAGCUAACACACGAAGAAAAGCGAAUUUAGUUAGUAUUAAGGAUUUUAAAAAAAAAUAGAUUUAGUCUUUCUUCAUCUUCAAGGCUUUUAAUAAAUUAACAAACCUUCAGCAACCGAAGAGAGACACGGUACUUCACAAACAAUGUACCAAAUUCACCACUCUUAACCUGAAGUCUCAAUUAUUUUUACACCACAACUACGAAUAGACCGCCUAGUCUAUUUUAUCCAUUAAAAUGUUGAAUGCAUGUAUUGAUUUGCUGUUCGAGGAUGCACGAAACACGUCUGCAGAUGGAACUUUUGUUUUCUGUCGUGGAAAAUAAAAUACCGAAACAGAGUGUUAUUCUCAAAUUUGAAGUUCCGUCACAGCAUUGUGUUAGAUUUGUGUCUGAUAGAUCUUUCAUUCACAA